This is a messenger RNA of Zingiber officinale, 1319 nucleotides long. Its product is annotated as cycloeucalenol cycloisomerase-like. Gene Ontology annotation, molecular function: cycloeucalenol cycloisomerase activity. The coding region runs from base 183 to 1046 and encodes 287 amino acids. NCBI's taxonomy places the organism in Eukaryota, Viridiplantae, Streptophyta, Magnoliopsida, Zingiberales, Zingiberaceae. The record is from RefSeq and is a predicted model, not a curated record. The transcript has 8 exons.
UUUUGUGAACCGUCGAACCGUGCCGCGGUCGGAUCUACUCUCGGCUGUUUAGUGUGUGUGUGAGAUAGACGUGCGAGGGGCUUCGUGCUCGGUGUUCCCAUCUCAGCCUGCUGCGCCGGCGCUCCCUUGCCCGGCGAUCUGACGGACAGUGGAGAGUUAGGCUCGCCGGGGGAACGACAUUCAUGACCAGCUUGUGGUUGGCUUCGAAUCCAAGCAAGAGAUGGGGGGAAGCAUUUUUUUUACUCUACACCCCCUUCUGGCUCACCCUCUGCCUCGGGAUCAUCGUCCCUAAUAAGCUUUACGAGAAAUUCACUGAAUUGGAGUAUCUGAUUCUUGGGCUGGUUUCUGCUACUCCAGCUUUCUUGAUACCACUUCUGAUCGUGGGGAAGGCAGACAGUGGCAAAUGCUGGAAAGACCGGUACUGGGUGAAGGCAAAUCUGUGGAUUGCAAUUUUUAGUUAUGUUGGGAACUACUUCUGGACUCACUAUUUCUUCACAGUACUUGGAGCGUCAUACACUUUUCCUUCGUGGAGAAUGAACAAUGUCCCACAUACUACUUUCCUUCUCACUCAUUCUUGUUUCCUGUUUUACCACAUGGCAUCAAAUAUUACACUUCGGAGACUGCGCCAUUUCCUCACGGAUUUACCACAGUCAAUUCAACUAGCCAGUGAAGCUGCAUGGAUUUUAGCUCUUUCUUAUUUUAUUGCUUAUCUGGAGACUUUAGCUAUUGCAAAUUUCCCCUACUAUGAGUUCGUUGAUCGGGAAUCCAUGUACAAAGUGGGAUCAUUAUUCUAUGCGAUCUAUUUCCUAGUGAGCUUCCCUAUGUUUGGGAGGGUAGAUGAGAAAGAUGGUCAACCAUGGGACCUCCCAAGGGUGGCUGUGGAUGCACUGGGUGCGGCGAUGCUUGUAACUAUAAUACUUGAUUUAUGGCGCAUAUUUCUUGGACCUAUAGUUCCUAUUCCAGAAUCAAGGCAAUGCAGUCAACCAGGGCUUGCGUGGUUCCACAUACCAGAAGGCACCGUUGUACGCCAUGCCAGCACUGCUUAGCAAUAGACCUUUAGAUUUUCCCCUUUGCAUAGUUCUGUUGUGUUCCUUUUCAAAUUUGCUCAAUUCCAAGGGCUUAGACAUCCCAAAAUGCCCUACUUUCUAUCAAACUCUGUCACCCAAUGUUCCCACUUAGUACUGCGUGGUGGUGACCCUUCAACUAAACAAUUAUUUGAUUGCAAAUUUUGCAUGCUAAAAAUGCAAUCUAGCAUUGGAGAAUGCUAAGCUAUUUCUUGGGGAAAAGGUAAUAUGAAUGCACAACGUUUUUACCCGAAA